AUGCCUGGCAAGACUACCGCUGCCCCGCGCAUCACCAAGUUCACCAACUGCCGUCUGGUGCGCGGCUCUAGUCUAGUAGAGCAAGAUCUCUGGAUCGACUCUCUGACUGGAAAGAUCCUCAAGGACCAGGAAGCCUUCUAUGAAUUGCACCUGUCUCCCGAUGAGAUCAUUGAUCUCGGUGGCCGCAUCUUGGCCCCCGGCCUGAUCGAUGUUCAGCUGAAUGGUGCGCAGGGUUUCGACUUCUCCGUGCCCUGUGAUACCAAAGAGGAAUACGAUGAGGGUCUGCGCAUGGUCAACCGUGGCCUGGCUCGCACCGGUGUCACUUCCUACCUGCCCACCCUGGUCAGUUCGACUGCCGAAGUCUACCACAAGGUGCUUCCUUCCCUCGGCCCCAAGGGCGCCAACCACCUCGCACAAGAUGGCGCCGAGUCUCUCGGAGCUCACGCCGAGGGUCCCUUCAUCAGCCCUGGCCGCAACGGUAUUCACAAGUCCGAGGUGCUGCAAUCCGCCCAGACCUUUGACGACCUGUACUCUAUCUAUGGCGCCGACAACCUGGGUCCCGACAGCCCCAUCAAAAUGAUCACUGCUGCCCCAGAGGUGGGCAACAUGAUGGCCCAGAUCCCCGAGAUCGCUAAGCGCGGCAUCAUCUACUCUAUCGGCCAUUCGGACGCCACCUAUGAGCAAGCCGUCUCAGCGACCCACCAGGGCGCGCGCAUGAUUACCCACUUGUUCAACGCCAUGCGUCCCUUCUACCACCGCAACCCCGGCGUGUUCGGUCUGCUCGGCCAGAGCGAGCGUCGUCGCCCUUGCUACGGCGUCAUUGCUGAUGGUAUCCAUCUGCACCCUACCUCGAUCAAGAUCGCCUACAAUGCACACCCGGAUGGCCUCAUCCUGGUCACUGAUGCCAUGCGUCUGUGUGGUCUGCCCGAUGGUGUCUAUGAGUGGACCAACGGAGAACGCAUUGUCAAGACCGGUGCCCGUUUGACCCUGGAGGGAUCCGAUAAGAUUGCUGGAAGCUCUGCGACCCUCAUCGAGUGUGUCAACAAUUUCCGUCGCUGGUCUGGUGCGUCUACUGCGGAUUCCAUUAACGCUGUCACGGCUACCCCCGCGCGCCUGUUGGGUCUGGAGGGUGUCAAAGGAUCCCUCGAGAGUGGAGCCGAUGCCGAUCUGGUCGUGCUGGGCGAGACCAACGAUCCAUUCUCUGGCAACACACUCACCGUUGACCAGGUGUGGAAGUUCGGUGUUAAGAUCCAUGACACUGAUAAGACUGCGGCUGUUUAA
Molecule: messenger RNA, 1281 nt
Organism: Penicillium atrosanguineum
Lineage: Eukaryota; Fungi; Ascomycota; Eurotiomycetes; Eurotiales; Aspergillaceae
Product: N-acetylglucosamine-6-phosphate deacetylase
Exons: 2
Coding region: 1-1281 (426 amino acids)
Biological process (GO): N-acetylglucosamine catabolic process
Molecular function (GO): N-acetylglucosamine-6-phosphate deacetylase activity
Source: RefSeq, a predicted model, not a curated record